Messenger RNA from Anolis sagrei ordinatus, 5052 nucleotides. Lineage: Eukaryota; Metazoa; Chordata; Lepidosauria; Squamata; Anolidae. The record is from RefSeq and is a predicted model, not a curated record.
UCUCAAAAACCCUUCAGCAUGGAAAGAGAAAUGUAUUCAUGUUAGGAGGCCAUUACGCUAUGGGAAACAUGAUUAUUCAGGACAAUGAGGCUGAAGGGAGAGGGAAGGGGGAAAGCAGGGGAUGGUAAGCAAUAGGGCAGAAAGAAGGGGAAAGCACAGUUUUCAAGUGCUGUUGAAGAUCAAAUUCUGUGUGUUUUUACUACACAUAGCACUCUUUUGCUGUGGAACUUCAUGACUUUGAACAAACAGCAAACUUGGAGCUCUUGUGAAGGAAACUUAAGACUGGCUAUGGGACCAAGCAUUCGACCAGUAAUAACAGCAAGUAAAAGAAGUUUUAAGACAAUGAAUUGACCCCGACUAGACCUUGGACUCUGGAUUUUGGAUUCUGAUUUCAACAGAAAAGUGAAGAAGCAGACCAUGCCUGAACCAGUUACCCUGUGCAGCAUUAAGAAAAUUGGAGAAGACAACUAUGCCUUUGAAUCAGAUGAAUCACAUAAUGGCAUCAUUAAAUCAGAGUAUUUUCAUAAAAAGACUUCAGAGGACAAUGCAAAAGGGAACAAGACGGAGAAGAAAAAGGAUAUCAUUCGAGUUGGCUUCUUUCAGCUGUUUAGAUUUGCUUCCUCAUCUGAGAUACUGAUGAUGGUCUUGGGUAGCAUUUGUGCUAUUCUUCAUGGAGUAGCCCAGCCUGCCAUGUUGUUGGUCUUUGGCUUAAUGACAGAUGCCUUCAUUCAAUAUGAUAUUGAGAGACAGGAGCUUGCAGACCCCAAUAAAGCAUGUGUGAAUAAUACAAUAGUGUGGAUCAACAGUUCCCAUCAUCAGAAUGACAGUAAUGCAUCAGUAAGUUGUGGGUUGCUGGAUAUUGAAAAAGAAAUGACCUAUUUUGCAAGUUACUAUGCAGGAAUUGGAUGUACCGUCCUUGUGCUUGGAUACCUUCAAAUCUGCUUUUGGGUAAUGUCGGCUGCUCGACAGACACAACAAAUCAGAAAAGCCUAUUUCAGGAAAGUAAUGAGGAUGGAUAUAGGCUGGUUUGAUUGUACAUCAGUGGGAGAACUCAAUACACGAAUUUCUGAUGACGUUAAUAAAAUAAAUGACGCUAUUGCUGAUCAAGUAGCGAUCUUUAUCCAGCGCUUCACCACCUUUGUUGGCGGGUUCCUGUUAGGAUUUGUUAGAGGCUGGAAGCUGACCUUGGUUAUAAUUGCAGUGAGUCCACUGCUUGGAAUCGGAGCUGCCUUCAUGGGUCUGACUGUGGCAAAGAUGACUGGUCGGGAAUUAAAAGCUUAUGCAAAAGCUGGUGCCGUGGCCGAUGAAGUGCUCUCAUCCAUAAGAACAGUGGCUGCAUUUGGAGGAGAAAGAAAAGAAGUUGAAAGAUAUGACAAAAACCUAGUGUUUGCCCAGAACUGGGGAAUUCGAAAAGGGAUAAUAAUGGGUUUUUUCACUGGUUACAUCUGGUGUAUCAUUUUCCUGUGCUAUGCGCUAGCCUUCUGGUAUGGCUCAAAACUUGUCCUUGAAGAAGAGGAAUACUCACCUGGCACACUUUUACAGGUUUUCUUUGGAGUUCUCUUGGCAGCCUUAAAUCUUGGGCAAGCUGCUCCUUGUCUGGAAGCUUUUGCAACUGGCCGAGGGGCUGCAACAAAUAUCUUUGAGACAAUAGAUAAAAAACCUAUCAUUGACUGUAUGUCAGAAGAUGGCUACAAACUGGAUAAAGUCCGAGGGGAAAUUGAGUUCCACAAUGUAACAUUCUAUUACCCAUCUAGACCUGAAGUGAAGAUCUUAGAUAAACUCAAUAUGGUUAUCAAAUCAGGGGAAACAACAGCUUUUGUUGGCCCCAGUGGAGCUGGGAAGAGUACCACCAUACAGCUCAUUCAGCGCUUCUACGACCCUAGCGAAGGCAUGGUUACUCUAGAUGGGCAUGAUCUUCGCUCUCUGAACAUCCAGUGGCUGCGUUCGUUGAUUGGCAUUGUGGAGCAGGAGCCUGUCCUUUUCUCUACCACCAUUGCCGAGAACAUUCGCUAUGGUCGGGAAGAUGCAACUAUGGAGGAUAUUGUUCGAGCAGCCAAAGAAGCCAAUGCCUACAACUUUAUCAUGGACCUGCCUUUGCAAUUUGACACUCUGGUUGGAGAAGGAGGUGGCCAAAUGAGCGGAGGCCAGAAACAGCGGAUUGCUAUUGCUCGAGCCUUAGUUCGGAAACCUAAAAUCUUGCUGCUGGACAUGGCUACCUCAGCACUGGACAAUGAAAGUGAAGCUACAGUUCAGGAGGCACUUCAUAAGGUUCGCCUUGGACGCACCGCAAUCUCCAUUGCCCAUCGCUUAUCCACAGUCAAAACUGCUGAUGUCAUAAUUGGUUUUGAACAUGGCAGAGCUGUUGAAAGGGGAAAACACGAGGAGCUGAUGGAACGGAAAGGGGUUUAUUUUACCCUAGUGACUUUACAAAGCCAAGGAGACAAGACACUCACAGAAACAUCAGCGCAAAUAUCUGAACCAAGACUUGAGAAAGUACAGUCCUUCAGCAGGGGAAGUUACCGUGCCAGCCUGAGGGCUUCUCUUCGACAGCGUACCAGAUCUCAGUUAUCAAACCUAGUCCCAGACCAUCCAGUAUCAAUGGUGGGAGACCAUUCAGAGAAUAAUUACAGCCCAAUUCAAUAUGAAGGAAAUGAUAAGUCACUGCAAAAGGAACUACUCACAGUACAGGAGGAAGUAGAACCUGCUAAUGUUGCCAGGAUCUUGAAAUACAAUGCUCCGGAAUGGCCUUAUAUGGUGGUUGGAUCACUGGGAGCAGCUGUCAAUGGAGCAGUCAGUCCACUUUAUGCCCUGCUGUUCAGUCAGAUUCUUGGGACAUUCUCUGUCCUUGAUGAAGAAGUACAAAGGUCACAAAUCAACAGCAUCUGCUUGCUCUUUGUUGUUGUUGGAAUCAUAUCAUUUGUAACACAGUUCUUGCAGGGAUAUACAUUUGCAAAAUCCGGUGAGCUGCUUACGAGGCGGUUAAGGAAGGUCGGCUUUGAGGCCAUGCUAGGCCAAGAAAUUGGUUGGUUUGAUGACCAUAGGAACAGCCCAGGGGGCUUGACUAUAAGACUUGCUACCGAUGCAUCUCAGGUUCAAGGGGCAACUGGAACCCAAAUAGGAAUGAUUGUGAACUCCCUCACCAACAUUGGAGUGGCCAUUAUUAUUGCUUUCUACUUCAGCUGGAAGCUCAGCUUAGUCAUAACUUGCUUUUUGCCAUUUUUGGCUUUAUCUGGAAUGGUGCAAUCUCGGAUGUUGACAGGGUUUGCAUCUCAGGACAAGGAAGCAAUGGAUGCUUCUGGGAGGAUUUCCAAUGAAGCCCUCACAAAUAUCAGGACUGUAGCUGGAAUUGGGAAGGAAAAGACCUUUAUUGAAGCCUAUGAGAGAAAGCUGGAAAUCCCAUACCGAGCAGCCAUCAAAAAAGCAAAUGUUUAUGGAGUUUGCUUUGGCUUUGCACAGUGUGUCUUGUUUAUAGCCAACUCUGUCUCAUAUCGAUAUGGGGGGUAUUUGGUUGACCAGGAAGGACUUCACUACAGCUUUGUAUUCAGAGUGAUCUCCUCCAUUGUCACCAGUGGAACUGCUUUAGGAAGAGCAUCUUCCUAUACACCAAAUUAUGCCAAAGCAAAAAUAGCUGCAGCACGGUUUUUUCAGCUGGUGGAUCGGAUUCCCCAAAUAAGUGUUUACAGUGACAUUGGAGAGAAAUGGGAUAAUUUCCGGGGAAGUAUUGAAUUUCUGAAAUGUACAUUCACAUAUCCCACUCGUCCUGAUGUCAAAGUGCUAAAGAGUCUUUCAGUGUCAGUAAAAUCUGGACAGACCCUUGCUUUUGUGGGAAGCAGCGGAUGCGGCAAAAGUACAUGUGUCCAACUUCUGGAACGAUUUUACGAUCCUGAUGAAGGAAACGUGCUGAUAGAUGGGCAUGACACCAGGAAAGUCAACAUCUGCUUUCUGAGAUCCAAAAUUGGAAUAGUGUCUCAAGAACCUGUGCUGUUUGACUGUAGUAUUGCUGAAAAUAUUCGAUAUGGUGAUAAUACCAGAGAUAUUUCUAUGGAUAAAGUGAUAGCAGCAGCCAAGAAAGCCCAGCUACAUGACUUUGUCAUGUCACUUCCUGAUAAAUAUGAAACUAAUGUUGGAGCUCAGGGAGCACUGCUCUCUCGUGGGCAAAAGCAACGGAUUGCUAUAGCGCGAGCCAUUGUUCGAGAUCCCAAGAUCUUAUUAUUGGAUGAAGCAACAUCUGCCCUUGAUACUGAAAGUGAACAGACAGUGCAAGCUGCUCUUGAUAAGGCUCGAGAAGGCCGAACCUGCAUUGUCAUCGCCCACCGGUUGUCCACCAUUCAGAAUUCAGAUAUUAUAGCUGUGAUGUCACAAGGAGUCAUCAUUGAAAAGGGCACACAUGAAGAACUAAUGGCCCAGGAAGGGGCAUACUACAAACUUGUUACAACCGGCGCACCAAUUAGUUGAGCCUCCACGCUCACAGUAUGACAUGGCAGACAUACUUUUCUUUGGGAACUAUGAAGACCAGUAUAAGAAUAUCAGCACUCUUUAUUUUAGGAAAAGAGAGCUGUGCUGUUUUAUAAUAAUAUACAUGUGCAGGUGAAAACAUGGUAUGAACAAGGUGCAGCCUGAUGACUCUGGCACUACAUUUUAUGAAAAAUGGCAAUAUCUCUAGGAAACUAUGAAGACUUCUAAGGAACAUUUUGAAAAAAAUCAGCUCAGUGUCAUCUAAAAUAGAUUAUGGCUAGAUUAUUAGUUUUGCAACAUGCAAGUUUGGUGAAGGUAGUAAAAAAAGAGCAAGACAGUCCUGAACCCAGAGUGAAGCACCCAUCCACAUGUUUCAAUGUUGCUGAACUUAAUUGUUUUAAUUAUGGAAAUAUUAAGAUCAAAAACUUUCUAUGUGUAGAGAAAACACCAUAAGCGCCUCUGUAUUAUAAAUUAAUAUGCUCCUCCACUCUUUGAGUCUAACCUACCUCAUAGGUUUAUUGUGAAGAAAACAAUGGAAUCAUGUACCCCCACAAAUUUCUAGGUAUAUAAACAUACUGAAUAUUUGUUUCUGUGAAA